GUAAGCUCUUCCGCUUGUGGUCUUUUGGUUGCCGACUGUUAGCUCCGUGUUUGCGCCAAACACCGGCAGCCUUAUUGUCGGCAUGAUUGUGAAUGACUCGUAAAACGAUAUUGGCCGCUUUCUUGGAGCUCCACACUUGUAGGGAUCCUUUAGCACCGCGGUGCUUUGUUUUACACUUAACGGAGGUAGCCGAGGGGCCCUACAUCAGCAGCUGGCACAUCUACGCCCAGCCAAGCCAUGCAGAGAGGAGGACAGAGACUCCUCCUGGCUGACGGUGCAGUUAUGGAGCAGGACAGGCUGGAUGACCGGCACUUUUGCUUCUCCUGCGGGCAGAUGUUUCCCAACAGGCUGUUCUUCGAGGAGCACUUGUGCCCCUUUGCAAGUUACAUCUGCUCUUGUGGGAUGGAGUUUUCUUCCUACGUCAACAUGGUGAAGCACAGCAAGACGCACGAACCAGGGCAACAAAUGCUGGAUCACCAGACUAUAAUGAAGCGGCGGUUUGAGAAACAGAGAGAGCAGGAGGAGCAGCUCAGGAGGCUUGAGACAGCCGAGCAGGGUUUGUGGACUUUGCCUGCGUUGGACACUGUGGCAGCUCCUCAUUUGGCGCUCGGGUCCCACUCAAAAAGACCCAUCAAAUCACCUCUGGUGCCACAAGUCCCCAUGCAGUCUCCUCUGAUUUCACAAGUGCCUGUGUUCAACCGCCCGAUGCCACAAGAACUUUUUGUCGCAAGUCCUAAAUCCCCAGCGAUGGAUAUUACUAAACUUUUCGGAGGAUCGGCUUCACCCACAGUGGAUCUUUGGACUCUUUAUCAGCCAGUGGUGAUGGUGAAUACGGUGCGUCAAUUUGACAAGAAAAAGCCAUACAGUUGUAGUAAAUGUGGGCAGUGUUUUUCCACAAAGAACUCUCUCGUUUUCCACCACAAUACUCACGCUAGGGAUAAGGUUUUCGGCUGUCUUGGAUGCGGGUUGCUCCUUUCCAGCAAGAAGUCGGUGCCUCGCUACCAUCAGUGUAACUCGCCCAUCUCUUCCCUCAAAGACAGAAUCAUCAUUGCUAGACCACUCAAUUACAGGAAGACAAGUGAAGCUGUUCCAGUCAGAAAUCCCAGCAUGUCUCACAAAAGGAGUCAGCAGCUUCAGGUCACUCCCUCCUCCAAGGAGCAGCGGUUGAAGCCAGCUACACAGCCCAAGCCCAAAGUUUGGAGGAAACCCACGCAGGCGGCUGCGCCAAGAAACGGGUUCAUGUGUCGAGUGUGUCGCAUACCUUUCGAAAGCGUCCAGCUGCUUCAGAGGCACAAGUGCAUCAAAGCGCAGGAAUUUGUGGAGCAGCAGAUGCUCUCUGGUAAACUGUUCAGCAGGCAAAGGAAAGUCCCGAUAAUGAGAAGUCCAUAUCCGUCCCAAAUAAAUGGAGAGAGUAAACUUGGGACGCCGGCUUCCAGUAACAUAAUGAUAAAUAAAGACGUGGCAUUUAGGCCACCAGACAAAGGGCACGGUACAUAUCCUGUAAAUGACACCACAGAAAUGGAUUUGGAAGACGACUGUUACAUAGUUGAAAGCUCCACAGCCAAAACCGCUGACAUGAUCUACCAGAUAACUUCAUCCUUCCCUGUUAUUAAAACAUGACAGACCUUGAAAAGACUGUCCCACUUUGCGAAUCACAUUUUAUUGACUCGUGGGCAGUGGACCUAGUGUGUAAAGACGGUGAUCUUCUUGAUUAAUAGCAUCUAGUUGUUUUAGUUCAUCCCUCAUUGCAUCAUGAAUACAAUGCUUCCCAGCUUCCUGUUCGGACCAAUUUCUCACCAGUUUACACAGUCGGACGGGUAGUCACAUCAAAGAGUUCAUUUUAAUCAUGCAGGUCAUUUACUUUGGUUGCAGUAAUCAUUCCUCAAUUGUCCAAAUUUGGUGUCUCUACCCUUUCCUCUGACUAGUACAAGUAAAUGAUGUUCAGUAUCAAAACGUAUUUGCAUGGGGUUUGGUUACAUUGGCACUGCGCAGCCACAUAUUGUAUGAUAGUUUUUUUUUUUAAACUAUUAUUAUUAUUAAUAAUAAUUUUUUUUUUUUUUUUUUUUGCUUUUUGUAGUAUGUUCCGAAUUUGUUGUUGACCACAAUGCCUUGUGUUCCUACCGGCUCCAGCUUUGUCACACUUUUAAAGAAUACAGUAGGGCUGAACAAUGCAAUUUGAAAAAAAUAAAUAAAUAAAUAAAAUUAAAAAAAUUGCAAUUAGUUUUACAGAUACUGCAAUUGUGAUAUGAUUCAUGAUUUUAGUAGGAAUGACCAUUUUUGCAUUUUCAUUUUCAUUUUCCCUAAAAAGCUGUUUAAAAAAAGAUGAUGAUGUGAUUUUUGCUGGGGUCUGUACUAGGGCUGUAGUCAACCAAAGAAAAUCUCAGUCGACUAAAGGGAACUAAAUGAGUUCUGUUAAACAGAGUGUUCUGAAAACAGCCCCAUUAGCACUUAAUGCUUUACUCCUGAUAAAAUUAACACAGCAAAUAAUCGACCAAUCAGAUUUUGGUCAACCAAGAACUUAUCGACCAAUAAAUCGACCAGUCGACUAACAGACUACAGCCCUAGUCUGUACCAAACAAACAUGUUUCCUCACAUCUGGAAAACACAUGUGGGCCUGGGCAUCUCUGUAGCACCAUAAUACUUUAUUUACAUUUACUUUUGUUCCAUGAAACCUGUUAUCAGAAAAAAAAGAAAUGCAGCUCCCGCAGUUUGGAUAAUGCACUUGGCCAUAUAUAGAUUUUGAUGAUAUUGUGAUUGAUUGUUCAGCCCAAGAAUACAGUGUACAUAAAGUAUAUUUUGAAACAUGGUGUGUGAGAUCAUGUGAUAAUGCAGCGGAUUUAAUGCAAUGUGUGUUACCUAUCUAUUGUGGACAGGCAAAAUUCAGUAUGUUAGAUAUCAAUUUGGGGUUUUAGUCAUUUUUUAUGAAUUAGUAUGCAAUGUAUACUGUAGAAUAUUGUGAGAUCAGGAAGGGGAGGAGUGUAAAAAUGUAAAUCUCAAAUCUCCAGCAGAGGGCGCACGACGGGACGCUUUUAUGUGUCCACUAAUGAUGAGGUAAGACGUGAAUGGAGAGCCACAGAUGCAGCUUUCAAGUGCUGCUCGUAAACAUCAAAUAAACACCACUUUGCCAUUCAAAUACCCGUGAUCCGUUUCAACACAAGGGCUAAUAUCAGCAAAAUUAACCCUGUGAGGAAAACACACAGGGAGCUGAUGUUUUGUCUUUGAAGCAAAGUGGCGCAAAGUUACAUGGAAACACCGCGUGUCAGGCGUGUGAUUGAGUUUAUUAGCAAAAAAGAUUGAUUGUGUAUAACAUUUUCCCAUCAUCUGUUGACACACCGUGUAUCGACUAAACGUGACAUCUCGUCCACUGGAGUAUCAGAGCUGAUUCCCAGCGCUCCCGGUGGUAGUCACCAGUUUGCUGGUUUGUUUAUGCACAUUUAAGUCAUAAUUGCGGCACUUCCGACAGUAUUUGAAGUAUGCAAGCUAUGCGCGCGACGUGAUUGACGCUCUCUCGGUUUGGCUUUGUGCAUGGAGCUCGCCCACAGCUACUAAGUGUUUUUGAAAUGGAAAAAAAGCAGCCACUUUCUCUGUUACAGUUAAACGAGUAGACUAAUGCACGUUCGUGGAGGGAGAAAAGACAAAGAAACGUAAAAGACGGCGCAUGUGUUGGCGCCGAGCUGCUCGCUGCUAACGCUAGCUAACGUGAGUUGAACAGCCGUCAGUGUAUGGCUACGCAGGGAGGACCACUCUCCUCUACGGGCGAACAAUUUGCGUUUACCAGCAGCCGUCUGAACCGAGUCUUGACAUGGGGAGUAAAUUGUCCUUCAGCAGAGGAAGCAGUGACCAAAAUUCAGUCUCUGAGUUAACUUCUGUGACAUGCCGUCCUCUCAUUCCCUUUCAUGGUUCUACGGACAGUGAACAGAUAGCUGAAGAAAAGGUAUGCAGAGAGGAAGACGGACGUCAUCAGCCGCACUCUAGAUCGGGAGACGGUCAAGGGAUGAAGGACACAGAAGUGAAUGAACCCACAUGUGAAUCUCAGUCAUCGGAGCAUCAGGAAUCUGAGAGCCUUGGGAAUUGUGAAACAGCAGGUGAUUCACAACAGAGUAAGCACAUGAUGUCGCAGGUAACGGAGGAAGGCACUUUGGAAACUACUCCUCUGUGGACUUCUACAACAGACACUCACAGGCCGUCUGUGCAGGGCCGUAGAAGACGUGGGCGGCCUCCAAAGAAAAAAAAGAUGCUGAUUGAGGUUAAAAUAGAGGAAGAUCCUCCUCGUCUGGAUACAGUUGAACCGAAGGAGGGUGACAGUGGUGCACCUUAUACAGAUAGCAUGGCUCCUGUGCCGUGCCCGUCAAACCAUAAUAGUGAAGAUGUUUCCGACCGUGUAGAAAAUUCUGAAAUUGUUGAUCCACCUCACAAUGAAAUAUCUGAUCCCCAGUGUGUCUCUGAUUGUAAACAAGAAGAUAGCACCUCUACGGCACAAAAAAGAAGAAGAGGAAGGCCGAAAAAAAGGUCAAUCAAUGCACCUAAACAGGCUGGAGCUGGUGAUGCUCUUUCUGAUAAAGACAGUGGACCUGCAAGGAGACUGAGGAGUAGAGGGGAUCACCCUUUGACCUCAGAUGGAAAGCUUUGUUUAGAUGUCAGCUUAGAUCUGAAGCAAAAUCAGAUGACUCCCACUGCACAAGCAUCAAGUAGAGAUAAAUCCAGCUGUCACGGUAUUAAACGACGCAGGACGAAGGCAGUUGAUCAGCAAAUUCCUGCUAAAGUGUCCAGACUUGCUGUCAGUCAGGAGGCUUCGUCAGUGCUGAGCAGUGACACAGGCUGUGCAGAGAGAGAAGUGACAGAGAAGGAGGGCAGUGCGAAUGCUUACAAACAGGAGGCUGGUGUUGAUGAAAAGGAAGGACAGCUUUGCCCCCAAUCCAGAGCAGGGCUGCAGCAGGACACAAAACUAAGGGAGGGAGCAUUGCCACAAAGGAGAUUACGUUCCAAGGUGAUAGCUGGGUCUGUUUCACCUGUUACUCCUUUACAGCACAGUCUUAACUUGGCAAGCCCCAGAGGCAGUGAUGAACCCAAAAUGGAGCAGUCAGUGGGCAUGAAUGGCAGUGAGGAGUCCCAGUCACAGUGCACUGUUGACAUUACAGAGCCCUGUAUCUCUGAGGUCAGAGCUUCUCGUGGACUCGGACAACCACCUAAAACCGUUGGGGCUCCCACUAAUAUUAAGGCAGAGGAUGUAGAGAUAGAGCUGGAUCAGUUCAAUUCCGUGUCAGAGUCAAAUAGUCAUACCUCUCUAGAGUACAACGCCAACACUACAGUGAAGUCUGAGUACCCAAACAGUCGUCGUAACACCACGUUUGGGCACAGAAGACGCAGGAGAAGAAGGAAUGCUUUACUACAGAAAGAGCAACCUACAGAGCCUAACGAGGAUCAGGAAGCCAGUGCUGAUGCUCAAGAAAGAGCUGAAUGUAAUGACUCAGAUAAUGAGGGUAACGCAAAUGGCAGCCCUACUAAACGAAGGGGAAAAUCUCUGUUGAAAUGUAAAGACUGCGGUCGCACAUUUAAAUUUUUGUCUCAAUACAUAAUCCAUCAGCGCAUUCACACAGGCGAAAGACCUUUCAAGUGCCAGGAAUGUGGCAAAGGUUUUACCAAGAAUUCCAACUUAAAUCUUCAUCUCAAGACACACAGGAGGAGCAAUGCAUAUCAAAAAUGCCCAUAUUGCAAGAUCAAAUUCUCUUGCUCGGAGUAUUCUUCUCAUAUGAAGAUGCACUCACAUAAGGUGGACCAAGAUUCUGAGAAGGACGAGUGUGAAAAUCAGAGCAUAGGCGACGACGACGGCAGCAAUGAACCUGUUCACACAUCAUUUUCCUCCGUAAAGAAACGUGGGAAACAAGUGUGCCAGUAUUGUGGGAAAACAUUCCCUUUUCGGUCCGCACUUAUUAGGCACGUGCGUGUACACACCGGCGAGAAGCCAUACAAGUGUGAUAUAUGUGGGAAAGCCUUUGGUCAGGCAUAUUUUCUCCGUGUUCAUGAGUUGACGCACUGGUCUGUGAAGCGUUACAACUGCACACGCUGUGAAAAAUCAUUCACUCAUUAUAGUAAUGCAAAAAAUCAUGCAUGCAGGUAUUUUAAGGACAGUGAAGAUACUGAGCCUCACCAGCAAGUUAGGCCAUCACUAUCUUAUACAUGCCACAUCUGCAAAAAUACUUUUUUUCACCUGCAGGAGUUCAACAGCCACAUGAAAGCUCACACUGGUGCAAAACUUUACCGUUGCUUAUUAUGUGACAAGCUCUUUGGCGUGCUAUCAGAAUUCAAUGCACAUCGCAGUUACUGCAGCCGAGCCAAAGGAGAAAGGGAUGAGCUUGGUUGUGUGAUAAGGAAUAAACCGACCGUUGCAUCACUAGAGUACACAGCACCACAAAAUUCACAUAGAAAUUCAUCUGGAUACAGUUCAGUCCCCCCUGGCACAGCUGUGAAUUGUGAAAUAAUAAAAAGGAGCAGUGACACAUCUUUACAGUCACAGCCCCAGCGCAAUCACACCUCUUUACCGUCUACACAGAUCCACCGCAAAAAACGCAUCACCAACUUGAAGAAACCUUUCCAGUCGACCAUCACGCCGUCUCAGAAUCUUUCCUAUCUCGUGUCAAAGUUGAACAAACUAGAUAACAGAUCGGACCCCAGGAAAUACUUAUGCCCGAACUGUGGACGACUAUUCAGACACAUGGGAAGACUCCGAGCGCACAUGCUCACUCACGCCCGUGGGCAGAGUUACACCUGUGGCUGCUGUGGCAAAACCCUCGAAAACUGGAAAAAGCUGUGGCAUCACCAGAGAAUCCAUAGGCAGAGGCGAGGCCGUUUUACGUGUCCUCAGUGUGGUCGAGGUUUUCGUUUUGUGGAGCCCUACAAGAGGCACAUGACUGAGCACCCGGAGUUCAAGUGGAUUCAGGAAAAGCCCAAGAAAGUGGCCCUGCCUUAUCAGUGUGAGCAGUGCAGCACCAGCUUUAAGACACUAGAUUUGCUGUUCAGUCACCAGCUUUGCCAUUCCUCAGCACCCGACAUACACAAGGACUUGGAUUACGAUUUAUCAAUAGAUGAUCACAGUGCACAUUCAAACAGGAAAAUGUUGAGCUCUCCCACAAACAAUCAUGUAAUGACAUUCCAGCCUCAACCUCAGCAUAACAACUUUUCUUCACCUCUGCAAAUGGAGAGUCCUCAUGAAAGUCCGUUGUUGAAAUAUCCACUCCCAGCUCCUCCAGAGCAACCGACACACGUGAUUUCCUUCGCCCAAAAUCAGAGUCCCGAUGCAUAUAAAGCUAACCAGCGGCCCAGGAGCACACAUCUGUACCAAGAUGGAGGAACCAGCCAUGGAAAACUAGAAGACAAAGAGACUGUAACUUUGAACACUGCAAAAAGAUUUGUGGCCUGUGACAGCACCAGAUCAAACGAGAGCGAGGGCUCUUCUGAAGGCAUGAAGUGCGCUGUGUGCGGUAAAUCAUACUCUACCAUUUCAGACCUUUAUCAGCAUUAUUUACAGCACGCUAGAGGACAGUUGUAAUGAGCUGUAUGGAGAGUGACUGUGCAUCUGUAAAUCUUUUUUUCACGACCUUAUUGUUUAUUACAAGGUUCCUACAGUCAUGGAAAACAAACAACAAAAAAGUCAUGUAACGUGAAAGUUUUUCUCAUGCUUGGAAGAGUUAUGGAAACUCGAAAGAUUUGGAAAUGUCCUUCAAAUUUGUCCCAAGUAAUUUGUUUAACCAUAGGUUUUUCUGAUUUUGAUUUCAUUACUUAAGAACACAAUGACCGAAAUAACAAAUUUGCUACGUGAUAUAUGCUAAAUUUCCAAAAUAUUAAGGGUCUUUACUUUUGACAUGAAAUACAUUGAUGUUAAUCCAAGUAAUGGGCAUUGAUCCUUAUUGAGUUUCUUUAAUAAAUCUAUACCCGUCACAAAGGAGCAGAUGUGGAUGUAGAGACAACUUGGAGGAUUUUUUUUUUUUUCAAGCUUUCAGGCAUGUGAUGUCGAUGAUGCAACUUGAUAUCAGGAAGGUUUGUAUAUUUUGACCGUUCAAUGUAUUUGUGCCUAACUAUAACGAAAACCUGGGCCAUUUAAAGUCGCCAUUUAACAUAAAAAAUAACGAUUUCAACAUAGAUGCCAACAAUUACUUGUUAAGAAAAAGGCUGUUUGAUUAGCAAAAAUUUCUAGAAAUCAUUUUAUUCUGAUAUGACCACCGAAACAUUUUGAUUCUUCACUAAGCCUUUGUUGUUGCCUUACGUUUUGUGGGGAUCUGUAUUUUAUAGCAUUUAUUUAAUUUAAUUUUUCUCCCCCCAAAGUUAUGAACCAUGUAAGUAAAGUAGUAGAUGUAUAUUUUUACAUUCUUCAAAAAUUGUCACCAUGUCUCUUAAUACAUCCAUUCACCUGGAUGAAUUUAAUAUCACAGUGCUUUUUGUCAAACCUACGUGCUCAAAAUGUCACACACGAAGUGCUACACUGCCCCAAAAAUUACACUGAAAUUAAAUUCUGAUUUGUUUUGUGGUCUGAUCUACAGCAGGGACUGGUUUUGUUAACUUUUUGCAUCUUUAAAGUGAAGAUAUCAAACCAUGUUGACUUCUGGCAUGUUGGAUUUUGUCAAGGUCAUGAUUUGUUUAAGGAUUUGUUCAUGCUUUUGACUGAACUGACAUGCAGUUAGUGGAAACAAACAUUCCUCAUGUGCAGUAUAUAAUUGCAUCCAUUUUGUUGUUGACUGCUUUCUAAAUGUCUACAUUUUCCUGCUUUGUUCAGGCUUGAUCAAAUCCAAACUUCAAGGGAAAAAAAAGAUUGAAUCAUAUUAUUUGAGAAGAUGUUUUCUUGAUGGACGCCCUGUUGUAUGUAUUUUUAUGCUCAAUUGGUCGGUCUUUGACUACAAUAAAGGUCACUUUUCUAUCACA
This is a messenger RNA of Myripristis murdjan (pinecone soldierfish), 8913 nucleotides long. Its product is annotated as zinc finger protein 729. Lineage: Eukaryota; Metazoa; Chordata; Actinopteri; Holocentriformes; Holocentridae. The record is from RefSeq and is a predicted model, not a curated record. Gene Ontology annotation, biological process: regulation of DNA-templated transcription. Bases 3803 to 7546 code for a protein of 1247 amino acids. Gene Ontology annotation, molecular function: DNA-binding transcription factor activity, RNA polymerase II-specific; RNA polymerase II cis-regulatory region sequence-specific DNA binding. The transcript is spliced from 4 exons.